AUGACGGUUCCACUGCGGGGCGUGGAGACUGGACCUUCAAAUGAGACGUACGGACCGAGGUCCCGUGUCGCAAUACUUUUCUUAACAGUAUUGAGUGCCAUCACUACAUUCUCAAACAGACAUGAAUACAUACUACAUUCUCAAAAAGAUGUUUACACAGAAUUACUAUGGAAAUCAUGGAAAUUUUUAGAUUCUUUAAAUCCAAUAUCCACAAAGGAAUUUUCAUCUUCUAGUAAAAAUGACUUAGAUAUUGAAAAAUUCGGUGACUGUGAGCAAGAAGAGUCCAGAGAACAUUUGGAAAAAGUUCACUUUUCAGAGGUAUUUAAGAGCAAAUUUAUACACCGUAAUGAAUGGGGAGCAAUAGAGCCAAGGGGAAAAGUGAAUGAUCUACAAAAACUACCAAAAUACGUCAUUAUUAUACACAGUGCCUCUACUGAAAGAGCGUUGACAGAAAACCAAUGUGCAGCAGAAGUGCGUUCAUAUCAGAUCUACCAUAUGUAUAACAAAGGUUGGUCUGAUAUAGCAUACAAUUUCUUGAUUGGAGAGGAUGGGAAUGUAUAUGAGGGUCGUGGAUGGGGUAAGGAAGGGGCUCACACGUUAGGACAUAACAAAGAAAGCAUAGGUAUUUGCUUCAUUGGAAACUUUGAAAAACGUCUUCCAAAUCAGAGAGCACUUAAAGCUGCUAAAGAUCUGAUUCGAAGGGGUGUGGAAGAAGGCAAAAUACCGACUGAUUUCAUUCUGAAGGGACACAGAGAUUUACGUCCUAAUUUUUUGAGUCCUGGAGAAUGCCUGUAUCAAGGUUUGCAGAAAUGGACUUUUAAUCAUGGAAAGUGAUACUAGUAUAACUUGUGCCGACAGCCGAGGAUGUAUAUAAUGUUUUUAUUUUAUUUUUUAUCCAUUGUGUUACAGAGAAAAAUGAAAUUAAAUUAUUAGAGCAACGUUAAAAUGGAUAUUUAGAAGUCAUACACACAUCCAUACACCCAUUUGCAUUUUAAAUGAAUAUGGAGGUUGCUUCUCAAAGUAAUCAGCUGGUCAACAAUUGACUCUAUCAUAUAAACUAAGUAACAAAUACCUCCUCACAUUAUCUUACACUUGCUCAAAAAUAUUUUUCCACAAAAUCCUUUGUUAUUCACAAUAAAACAGUUUUAAGUUGUUAAUAGACAUGCAUCUUUCAAUAUUGUGUUUCGCUUUAAAAUCCUGUAAAUCACUUUUUAUUCGCGAGAACUCUAUUUUUGCGUAAUUACGCGAGACAGUGUACUCGCGAAAAUUUAAUUCUAGCGUAUAAUAGUAUUCCUUAGUAUUAUAUAGAGAAUUUACCACAAUUCGUAAAAAUAUUGUCUUGCUCAUAAAGAGUCAAUGAGUUGACUUACUAUCUCGCGAAAAUAAGGUGUCGCGAAAAUUUUGUGAUCUACAGUACUGGUAGCUUAACAAACCAGUAAAUGUAGGUAUUUUUGGUUGUAAUAAACAUGAAAAUAUAUAUUGUUUCAUAUAUAGUUUCAUAAAGUUUUCAAUGCUGAUGUCCGUAGUAAGCGGUAAUUCACCUAAGAUAAUAUACUGCACAAUGAAUCCAACUCUUUUUGAAAUCGUUCUGAAUAUAUGUUACAUCAAGUUCCUCCAUAAAGAUAUAAUAAGGUUACAACUGUCAAAUACAUGCAGUACAGAUUUAGCUUCCUGAGCACAGAACUUACUUGUAAACGUCAGUAGUUUUGUAUUGAUUUUCUUAAGAUAAGAAUCUACAGGGAGGAUCCCAGGUAGAAUUCUAUAUUGUAGCCACUGUACAGAAGAAUCAGAGGUAGUCUUAAAACAAACUUUUAAAAAAUCUUUUACACAUAUACAUGAACAUGUAUGUAUCUAUAACUCCAUAGGGAGUUAAAUCAACUUUGGAAUUACUGUAGGAAUUAUAUCAUUUUUAUUUUCAUAUAUUGUGAAUUCUCUUUGUACAUUUUUCAUAGUUAAAUAUAUUUUCGUAAUGAAAGAGUAAAUGUG
Molecule: messenger RNA, 1986 nt
Organism: Saccostrea cuccullata (small rock oyster)
Lineage: Eukaryota; Metazoa; Mollusca; Bivalvia; Ostreida; Ostreidae
Product: peptidoglycan recognition protein 1-like
Exons: 5
Coding region: 1-834 (277 amino acids)
Biological process (GO): peptidoglycan catabolic process
Molecular function (GO): zinc ion binding; N-acetylmuramoyl-L-alanine amidase activity
Source: RefSeq, a predicted model, not a curated record